CUCCCCCCUCCUCCUCCGGCACCCGAACUCGGCCAACCCUGCAGCCAAUCCCAAGGCGAUUGCGCCGGCAACCUCACCUGCAUCCCCCUCUCCCCCAACUGCACCGACUGGUCCGACCCAAUUUGCUCUGGCACCUGCCAGGACCUCACCUCCUCCCUGCACCCUCCGCCCCAAAUCUACACGCUCUGCGGGGGCUGGGCCCUGUACGACGACUGCGACGAGCGGCGUGAGAUGUGCGUCGCGGACCCGCGGCACGCCGCCAGCGAGUGCGGUCCCGCGUGCGACGGGCCGGGCGUGUGCUGGCCGUUUGCGGACGUCUGUCAAGAUAUUGGGGGGGAGGAGGCGGGGGAGGAGAUGAGAAAGAUGAAGUGUCCCGAGGGUAAGGUGUGUUUUAAGGAUAUGUUUUGUCUGCCGCUGCGGUUCGGGUCGGAUCACUAUGAGAAGAGCAAGUUGGAGGAGGUGACGCGGACGGAUCAGGAUGGGUAUCAGGAGGAUUGA
Parathielavia appendiculata is the source of this 498-nucleotide messenger RNA. RefSeq lists its product as uncharacterized. The record is from RefSeq and is a predicted model, not a curated record. The annotation marks the transcript as partial. The transcript has a single exon. Lineage: Eukaryota; Fungi; Ascomycota; Sordariomycetes; Sordariales; Chaetomiaceae.